Messenger RNA from Fraxinus pennsylvanica, 1515 nucleotides. NCBI's taxonomy places the organism in Eukaryota, Viridiplantae, Streptophyta, Magnoliopsida, Lamiales, Oleaceae. The record is from the annotation of a GenBank genome assembly.
AUGGCUACAGCAACUAACCCAAUCCCUAGUUCUUCUUCGGCUCAUCACUCCCCUAGGAGUCCCAAUUCAAGGUGGGCCGGCUCCUCUUCCUGGACUCAGAUUGUCCGGGACUGCGAUUCGGAUUAUAUCAUCUCUUCCUCUUCCUCCACUGCGGCUGUGGCUGUAAACGGGAUUUCUCUGCAUUCUUCCUCCUUGUCUAGUGUUGUUGCUAGGGAGGCAAAUGUGAAUUCCUCUUCUUCUGAUUCUUCCCCUUCAGGAGCUGCUUCUACACUGGCAGUGGUAGCUGGUUCUAUGACUUGUCCUACGGUGGAGGGUGGUGCUGCUGCUUGUGCGGCUGAGACUCCACCAGAGAGCACUGAGAAUGGUGGGGGAAGCAGAAGCGGAAGCAAUGCUACUAAGAAACCGGCUUGGAAUAAGCCUUCAAAUGGUGCUACUGCAGAAAUUAGCUCUGUAAUGGGGGCGGUGUCUUGGCCUGCUCUCUCUGAAUCCGCCCGUGCACCGACCAAGAAGUCAUCUUCAUCCGAUUCUCUCAAAGCUCUGUCUGAUGGAACAGUCUCUUUGCAGGGCACUGGUGUAGGUUUUUCAUCUUCCCAUCAACAAGAUACCAGUAGUAACACAAACCCUAAUUUAACACCCCACAAUGUUGGCCCUACCCGGCAAAGGUCUAUGAAGCAUGUUGGUGGGGGUAUGAGCAGUAGUGAUGGAUCAGCUAAUGAAUAUGUUUCUCAGUCACUACCACCAGAAGGUGCAACGGUGGAACUAGUCUCUAAUAAUUUGGGUAAGUCAGGUGGCUCUGCUGGGGAGUCUUCUGCGAGGGAUAACACAAAUAGGGAGGGUGGGCAAAGUGGAGGAUCACAUGGUGGGAAUGUGCUACAACAGCAGCGGAAUUCAUUUAGAAGAGGCAGUGGCGGUCCACACCCUAGAGGAGAUGUCUCCCAUUUUCAUGGCCGUGGUGGCAGGCGUGAUCGGGAACGUGGGAAUCAGGAUUGGGAUACUCAUCGAAGUUUUGGCAGCAGAGAAGGCAAUAUGCCUCAGCAGAGAGUUGCUUCUAGGCCUUUCCUUCGUGGUCCAGUUCCUAGUACACCUUAUAUUCCCCCGCCUUUGGCUGUGAGGCCACCCUUUGGCACUCCGAUGGUUUACACUGAAGUGCGUUCUCCUGUAUUUUAUGUUACAGGCCCUCAAUCAGAUUCCCUCAGGAUGCCUAUGGUUCCAAUUCGCCCUAUGUUUUUUCCUUUUACAGAUCCUCACUUGUCUAACAAGAUAAUGUAUCAGAUAGAUUAUUAUUUUAGUAAUGAGAAUUUAGUUAAAGAUACCUUCUUGCGCCAGAACAUGGAUGAAGAGGGAUGGGUUCCAAUUCAGUUAAUAGCAGGUUUUAAGAAAGUCAUGGAGCUGACAGACAAUAUUCAACUUAUACUGGAGGCUGUACAAGCUUCAAACAUUGUGGAAGUAAAGGUCGAUAAAGUGAGACGGAAAUAUGAUUGGAUGAAAUGGAUAAUGCCACCCAUUCAGAUGUGA